Molecule: messenger RNA, 1607 nt
Organism: Dicentrarchus labrax (European seabass)
Lineage: Eukaryota; Metazoa; Chordata; Actinopteri; Moronidae
Product: THAP domain-containing protein 7-like
Exons: 4
Coding region: 339-1064 (241 amino acids)
Source: RefSeq, a predicted model, not a curated record
UGUUGUUAUUAUUACUACUUACAUAUUGUUAUAUAAUGUUUAUAUAGAGUAAUUUAAUGCACAUAUUUUAUUUCUUCUUGUAACUGUAACGCAACCAAUCCCCCCCAGGGAUCAAUAAAUGUGAUCGAUAGCUAUAAUCAGAGCCUGAACCAGCCGCUGGGGGGCAGCAGCGUGCAACCUGCCGGAAAUCCAACAGUAGAAGAAGAAGGAAGCAGCUAGCUGCUGUGCUAACGUGCUAGCACUGCAGACACAAACACAUCCUACACUCGAUUAUCGAUUAUUAUCGAUUAUUAUCGAUUAUUGGGACACUUUCAGUCCGUUGUUUCGGAGCGUGUUCGAUGCCGUGGCGGUGCUGUGUCCCCGGCUGUAAGGGCUACGACGAGGCUCGGUCCAUGGGGGUCGUGUUUCACGGGUUACCGACCCGGGACCCGCCGCGCUGCAGAGCCUGGCUGAGGGCGAUCCAGAACCCGCGGCUGGACGAGGACACCCCGGUGUCCCGGUACAGCGGGGUCCGGGUCUGCAGCCUGCACUUCACCCCGGAGGACUACGAGGAGGACUUCAGGGCCAAAAUACUCAACACUGCGCCCAAACCGGUGCUGAAGAGCGGCGCGGUGCCCUCAGUGUUCCCCGGGAGAGAGCGCGGUGAGCCCGGCUGCACAGACACCGAAGCCCCGGCCCCGAAGAGAGCCAGGACUCAGACGCCGUGCGGCGCUGCAGCGAGCUCCUCGCAGCCACCGGUGGCGGCGGCGGUGGCGGCGGCGUCCGACGAAAGCUUCUGCAUCGUGGUGUCGGUGGACCCGCUGGAUGACAGCUUCCAGUCAGAGCCGGAGUUCAACUCCAAAACGACGUCGGACGAGUCGGACGAAGACGUGGACGAGGACUGCACCGUGGUCUACAACCGCAGCCUGAUGGAGCUGUUCAGGAUGUGUCAGACCUGCGGGCAGCCCAUCCACGAGAAGGAGGCGUUCCACUCGGGCGCUCAGAUGAGGGUGAGGUGGAGCUGCCGCGGCGGACACUCGGGCACGUGGAAGUCCUCGCCGCACCUGAGAGACGUGCUUCCUUAAAAUCCACCUGCAGAGUGGAGCUCACGAGGAGACGGACGUAUGAUGGGAGAGCACAGAGGAUUCAAACCUUCGUGCUGGAGGACGAGGCUGUGGAGCAGCUUCAUGAGACGGAGCACCCGGAGGUUCAACAUCUGGCACACAGCAGGAAAUGGUUGUUGGACAUUAAACUCUACCGGCGUCAGAAUGUAAACAGGAAAUGUGCCGAGUCCUUCGAGCACCGACUGAACAACAACUGAAAGUGAACUGGUGACGUCCAGUCAGCGGGAGAAUAAAGCAACAACAGGAAACUGAACACAAAGCGCUCGACCUCCGCACCCUACAGCAGCAUCCAGACCAGCUCAGACUGGUUCUGAAUGACGGACCGCGAUGCUGCACCACAUCAACGCUUUAUUAUUGUUCCUGUUUCAUUAAACACAGUGAACUGUAUCACAAUGUUGCUGGGAAAUAAAUACAUAUCUUCAUUUAUAGCACAUUAAGUAGCCUGAUGGUGUGUAAUCUAUAACAUGUGUCACCACAACAACUUAAAUAAAGACUUUUAUUAUA